ACAAGGGUGCAGCGAGCCUCAGCAGCAGGCUGCACUCUGCUCUCCCAGCCGGGCGCACACAGACAAUGCAGCUCCCAGGAUGGCACCAGCUUUCGCAGCACUGACGGUGGGAGUGGCCGUGUCCCUGUGCCUGCAGGUCUAUGGUGAGAGUCUGUCCAACCCAGGCAAUGUGCAGUUCGUUGCUGACAUCCUCCACCACGUGCUGCACUGGGAGCCUGGAGUGGAACACACCAGUGAAACCUCGUACGACGUGCAAUACCUGGUGUAUGGGAGGCAGUUUCCCUGGACAGAACGCACCUCUGGCUGGACCCGGACAAGAGGUGCUUUUUCCCCACAAGAAGCUACUCUGCGUCUAGCAGACGUGAGACUCUUGGUGGAAGGCAACACCAUACACGUGAAACUGAAGCAAGUGCACCUGAGCGUGGGGAACAAGACGGUCUCAUUCAAAGACAUACAAAAGUACGGCAGACAGUACAGGACGUAUGUCAGGAGGUCGACAGACACGCUCCAGCAGGUGCAGGAGGAGACCAGCGAGGAGUUCGACAUCCCCGGGCUCCUUUGGGGCGAGCGCUACUGCGUCAGCGUAGAACCGCACAUCCUCUCCAGGCCGGUCCCCUCCAUCCGGACGGAGGAGACGUGCGUCACGAUCCCCGAGAACGAUGAGCACACCGGGAUCAUCUCCGUCAGCGUUGGCAUCUUCCUCCUCAUCUUAUUGGGCACCAUCCUCCUGGGCACCCUGCUGCUCUGCGCAUACAUGAAGAAACCCGUCAGGACCCCGGCCAUACUGAAGUCUCUCCUAAAGCCCUCCGGGGCGGAACACGAGCCCUUCCCCCUGGGGGCCAGCGGGACGGUGUUGUGCCUGGACGAGGAGCCCAUCCAGCAGCUCUCCGUGUGCCAGAAGGACUCUGCGCCGCCCAGCAGCACAGAGAGCAGCUCCAGCAGCGCCCCGCAGCCCCCAGCCUGGGGCUGCGUGUUCCUCACCUUCCCGGACGGCCCCGGGCACCUGCCGGAGCUGGAAGGCCUGGCCGGGGGGGACAGCAGUUGCAACAGCUUGGACAGCGGAAUCAGCCUGCAAGACUCUUCCUCCGGCCUGAGCCAGUUCUCGGCCAGGCAGCAGCCGGGGGGCGACGACAGCGGCGUAAGCCUGGCGGGGACGUGCUCCCCCGGCUGCAGGGACUACUCCGCCAUGGAGGAGGGGCUGGGGCAGCCUGAGGGAGAGCGGGCCGGUUCCCCUCCGGCCCGGGGACUCAGCCAGGAGGCUGCAGCGUUUCGUGGGUACCUGAAGCAGCCGAAGGGCACAGCAGACGGGCAGGGCCACAGAGCCAGGGGGGUGCUGCCCCCACAGAGCCCUGGCGGGACAGACGUCUCGCUGGAGACGGGCUGCUCUGAGCCUGCCUUGGCCAAAGGCUACUUGAAGCAGGCAUUGCCGGGGCCACCCUGUGGCGGCGCAGACACGCCGCUCACCGGGGAGUCGGGCCUGCUGGGCUUCCCCAGCUCCAGUCUGCUGCACUACGGGGCGCUGGGCAUCACGGGACCCUCGAAACCCCUGCCCGAGGCGCCCAGCGCAUGGGGCCUCUUCAGCACGGACCUGCUGCGCAGCCUGCCUCUCAUCUCCAGCCUGCACUCCGGGGAGCGGCUCCACCUGGAAAUGGAGCCCCUGAGUCUGCUGGGGGCGGGCUGCAAGGACAGUCGCCUCUAGGCCAGGCGGGAGAGGAGCUGCGAGGCCGUGGAGCCGGAAGGGAGGUGCCAGCCUCGCCGGCUGCGCUCGGACGCUUUGUUCUCACCUACCUCAUGCAGCGUGUCCCUCCGGGAGCUGCUGCUCCGAUAAGCUAUUGCCAGCACCUUGCCAGCGUGCUCGUCGUGCUGGCCGCCGGGGGAGACCUCAGCACGGCAGGGCAGAGACGACUGCUGCCUUCCUCCCCACGCACGGGCCAGCCUCCGUCAAGCACAGCCGCUGGCCAGGGCGUUCCGGGCGAUUCCCACGCUGCCUCUCCCAGCCCUGCCCACGCAGUACAGGGACGGUCUCUCCCCGGCGGGAGCACAGACAAAGCCUGCGCGGAGAACGGGAGGGAGGCAGUAAGCUGAACAGCACCGUGCCGCAUGUCUGCGUGGACACUAACUAGUCCUGGGGCCCGAGACGCCCCGUCCCUCUCCUGUCUCCCGCCAGCGCGGCCGGGGCAGCAGCAAGAACCUGACAUAUUUAUGAGCGUUGUACGGUGGCCACUGGAAAUGUUUUGCCUCUUUUGU
Molecule: messenger RNA, 2247 nt
Organism: Pelodiscus sinensis (Chinese soft-shelled turtle)
Lineage: Eukaryota; Metazoa; Chordata; Testudines; Trionychidae
Source: RefSeq, a predicted model, not a curated record